Messenger RNA from Amoebophrya sp. A120, 744 nucleotides. The record is from the annotation of a GenBank genome assembly. Lineage: Eukaryota; Dinophyceae; Syndiniales; Amoebophryaceae.
CGUGUCUUUUCGCGCGCAGCCGAGCCGCGGCGCGCGGCGUUGCGCAGGCGAACCCCGCCAUGCUUCCGGGGGCGUGCGGUGGUGCAGCUCAACCCCGGAAUCGAUAACAUCUUGCCGGCCGAAAGACCCAAGCGGGUGGGCGCCCUCGAUCGGUAUCGUCGGAGAAGCCUCAACAGCGUGCGCAGUUCGUGGCAGCCGUCGCGCGGGCCCGUGUCCUUUCUCAGUUUCCGGCGCCCCAGUCGCGCCCUCUCUCGGUUUCCGGGGCCCGCCCCGCCCGGCGGCGCCUUCGUGCGCGGCGGCGGGCCGAGCCUCCCCCUUCGUGGCGCUGCGUUUUCAUUCCCCUGCGCAGUUGGCUGUAUUGGCCUGGCGCCCCCCCGCCCGAUGGGGCGGUCGGUGCGUCGUCGCUUCAGCACACAGACGUGGGCGCCAACGCCUCGCCGGAACGGGACCGUAGCGCCGCCCCAUUGGCCACCAGCUUAGGCCAGCCACUCAAGCAGCCCCGCGCCCCCCACAUGGGUUGUUUCUCCCCGGAACCCGGGUGUGUCUGUUUCGUGUGGCCGGCUGGCCGAGCGGCGCCAGCGGGUGUGGGCAUGGGUGGCAGCCUUCCCUUGCCGGCUGCUUGUGUGUCUGCAGACAUUGGUCGGCCGGGUACUAAAUUUUCAACUGGGUCAGAAGGCCACGCGGCAAACGUUUCAUUCUGAGUGAAUUUUGCGUAGUCUCGUUUGGUAGCUGAGCAGCGGCCGG